GUAUAGUAACUAAAUGACAAGAAAAGUCCCCACUAUACACGUUUGGGGUUUUUCUUACUAAAAUGUUAGUGUGCCUACACGUCAAAAGCUAAAUUCACAAAAAUGGCGGAGCCAGAAUUAAACGUCGACAGUCUAAUACAGCGAUUAUUAGAAGUAAGAGGAUGUCGGCCGGGCAAGUCCGUGCAGAUGAGCGAGUCGGAAGUGCGCGGCCUGUGUCUCAAGUCGAGAGAGAUCUUUCUGCAGCAGCCCAUUUUGUUAGAGCUUGAAGCACCGUUGAAAAUAUGUGGUGAUAUCCACGGACAGUACACAGACCUUUUGCGACUGUUUGAAUAUGGCGGUUUUCCCCCGGAGGCAAACUAUCUCUUCCUCGGCGAUUAUGUCGACCGCGGCAAGCAGUCGCUGGAGACAAUAUGCCUGCUGCUCGCGUACAAGAUCAAAUACCCGGAGAAUUUCUUCCUGCUGCGCGGUAAUCACGAAUGCGCGUCGAUUAACCGCAUCUAUGGUUUCUACGACGAAUGCAAGCGGCGUUUUAAUAUCAAGCUGUGGAAGACGUUCACGGAUUGCUUCAACUGCCUGCCGAUCGCCGCCAUUAUCGACGAGAAGAUUUUCUGCUGCCACGGCGGGCUGAGUCCUGACUUGCAGGGCAUGGAGCAGAUUCGUCGUAUUAUGCGGCCUACAGAUGUACCUGACACAGGUUUAUUAUGCGAUUUAUUAUGGUCGGAUCCAGAUAAGGAUGUGCAGGGUUGGGGCGAGAACGAUCGUGGUGUAUCGUUCACGUUCGGUGCGGAUGUGGUGAGCAAAUUCCUCAGCCGACACGAUCUCGACCUGAUUUGCAGGGCGCAUCAAGUCGUUGAGGAUGGUUAUGAGUUUUUCGCCAAGCGACAGUUGGUAACACUGUUUUCAGCGCCAAACUACUGCGGCGAGUUUGACAACGCCGGUGGGAUGAUGAGCGUUGAUGAAACACUCAUGUGUUCAUUCCAGAUUUUGAAGCCGUCUGAGAAGAAAGCGAAAUAUCAAUAUCAAGGUACUAAUUCAGGAAGGCCAGUGACGCCGCAGCGCUCACAGGCGCCCGCGGGGAAGAAGAAAUAAACGCAUCGCGUAUGCCACACGCCAAUCUAAUUUAUAUCUUUAAACAAUACUUUAAUAAUCAAUCAAUCAAUCGUCUGAACCACACAAUCCGAAACGAACAGCAACCAAGAACAAAAAAAAACAGAAUCCAGGUAAUUCGUAGUUAACAGAUUACUAAAACGGCCGCCCACCUUAUCACUGUACUCGUUUGAAUGUUCAACGUUUAUUAAUAAUAUCUCUACGGAUAGAGAGAGGGCGUGGCAGUUCGGUUCAGUCUUGUCGUAGUCUACUUCCGAUUACUUAGGUCACCAUUUUUAAUUUCUUUCUUACUUUCAAAUGGAUUCAUAGCUUACAUACAUUUUUGACUGAUUACGAAUUAAAUUUUAUUUUAUUUUUGUUACUCGUUUUUAAGCCGAGGAUGAGUGAAGAUGGGACAAAGCAAAGCUAGCAACACCAAACUAAAGAGAGGUUAACUAUAAAUAAACAUUUUGUUUGUGUGUGUAUGUACUGUAAGCAGCAGCAAAAUGUAAGAAUUCUAUUUGUAACA
Messenger RNA from Dalotia coriaria, 1615 nucleotides. RefSeq names its product serine/threonine-protein phosphatase PP1-beta catalytic subunit. Lineage: Eukaryota; Metazoa; Arthropoda; Insecta; Coleoptera; Staphylinidae. The transcript is spliced from 5 exons. The coding region runs from base 103 to 1089 and encodes 328 amino acids. The record is from RefSeq and is a predicted model, not a curated record. Gene Ontology annotation, cellular component: nucleus; cytoplasm. Gene Ontology annotation, molecular function: protein serine/threonine phosphatase activity.